This is a messenger RNA of Musa acuminata AAA Group (dessert banana), 567 nucleotides long. Its product is annotated as RING-H2 finger protein ATL17. The record is from RefSeq and is a predicted model, not a curated record. Lineage: Eukaryota; Viridiplantae; Streptophyta; Magnoliopsida; Zingiberales; Musaceae. Bases 1 to 567 code for a protein of 188 amino acids. The transcript has a single exon.
AUGCAGCAACACAUUCACAAGGUCAAGCAGCAAGUCUUCUCUCCUCUGGUGAUGCUCAACAACUCUAUAAACAAACAUCAUCUCGGGUCUCCCAGAAACCACCAGUCUGCUCUGAAUGGUGGCUGCCAAGGAAUGCCUGCUCUCUUCUUGAUCAUCUUGUGGAUCUUCUGCACGGUCAUAUUGCUUGCCAUCUCGUACUCCUGCCUCAGAUCCACAUGUGAUCCUCCGCCCGGCGACCGGACUGCAGCUGCUGCCACCAGUACCACCGCCGCCACCUCCAGGAUGCGGAGCUCUAGCACCGCAGCCAACACCAGCAGGACAGCCGGCGGUGGCGCCGGUCGGGAUGUCCUCUCGGCGCUGCCGGUCUUCGCCUACUCGACGGCGCAGAAGAAGCUCAACUGCUCGGUGUGCCUGAUGGAUCUCAAGGAGGGGGAGAAGGGGCGGUUCCUCCCCAGAUGUCUGCAUGUUUUCCAUGUGGAUUGCAUAGAUAUGUGGCUGGCCACUCACUUGGACUGCCCAGUCUGCCGGGCUUCGGUUGAUCCUGAAGCUCCUGAACUUGCGGUCUGA